AUGUCUUGGAUGACUGAUGAUGAGGCGGCGACCGAAGUCGGGACAUGGAGGAGUGAGCCUUACACGAAAGAGCUUAAACCAGCUCUUGUUACCAGAAGGGCCUUGUGGGCCUUGUACCAGAAAGAAAACGAGAACUGGGCUGCCUCCGUGGCCAAAGUGGGCAUCAAAGCUGCAAGCUCCGUGUUAACCGGGUCAGGAACCUUGAGUGCCAUUGAAUGGUUGGCUGACACCCUUAAAGAAAAGGCGACAGAAGAAUUGGUUGAAAAGGUUCUAGAAUCGGGCUUUGACUACAUCGCUGGUGCUCAUGUAGCGAAAAGCAGUGACAAGUACAAGAUCCAAGCCAACAAUCACUUCGCCACAAAGGUUGCUUCUGGUUUCCUGACCAUUUUGGUGUCGGCCGUUGGUGGCACCUUGACUGUUGUAUCAGGAGGCACUACCGUCGCGAUAGGCGCCAUCGCCCUUCUCGUCUGGAUUGGCGAGAAAAAUGAGGCUGUCAAGCGUGACCGCUGGCACGACAUCAUCGAAAGCGCCAUGGCCAAGUACAACACUAUCCGUGAAAAGAGGCUUUCGGAGAUCAAGCAGAAACAUCUCACACAGCUUGAGCAGCUCGUCAAGAGCAAUGCCUACCAUGACCUUGAGGAUGCAAAACUUGUGAGGUCGUAUGAGUGGAAAAAAGGCAACAGCACUGUCAGAGCACGGUACCCCAACAAACUGCUGAAGAAACUCUGGCUACUCUUGAAGGAUAUGAUUGAUGGAACAGUGGCUAAACAGGUCUGGGUCAUGGAUGUCCUUGAGGUCGCCCGAGUGUACUCGGAAGAAACCAGAGAGCUCUGGCAAGCCAUCGAGGCGAAAAAGAACCCGAGGCCCAAUCUAUUCAACAAGGACGAGAUUCGGGACUUUCUAGAGUUCCAAGUCGACAGCCACAUCGAAGCGGACAGACUCCCCGAGACCAAAACACAGAAAGCUUUGGAAGUUCUCAGGGGAAGUAUGGCCAACGAAUACGGUGAAGUUACUCAGAUGGAAGACAAGGAGGGUGAUUUUAAAGAAGACGACAUGGACGAAUAUAAGGCUACAAUUAACAGCCCAAAGGUUUCUAACCCCAACCCUGCCCCUCAGGGCGGGUCAAGAAACCGUGCCAGAGAACCCCAGCAGCAAUCAACUGCGGGAUCAUCGUGCAUCACGCCGGAGCAACAAGAACAACUGUCAUUUCAGUCAAUUGGAACACCUACAGGAGAAGGCGGCGCCGUUCAUACACCGGCGAGUGUGAGCUCAGUUCGGCGACCAACAUGCAGUGUCCAAGAGAACCUCAGUCGACAAGCGGAGCCGCGAAUUGAUGUGUUGGCAGCUGGUGUCUUUGAUCGUCCAUCCGGGUCAUGCUACUUUGGAUCGAGUUCGAACCAUGCAAUCUUCUGGUCUCUAAAUGAAAUCGUUACCAAAGUUGGGACGAGUUCCGGCCUUCUCCUCCAUCCCGAGCGUCUCCGGAAUAGUCAGGCUAACACGGAUUACGGUCCACUACCAGACCCCCCUUCCUCUUCAGUUCCAGGAUAUGGUACUGACCGUGUUGGCACUGACUUGCUUCCUGAGCGUCAAACCGCUGUUAGAUGGAUAAUUCAAUUCUCUGACACUGUAGGGAGCCUACUUCCUUACAUCAGUGAAGCUAGUUUGAUAUCCGGUCUCGAUGAGGUGCUGAAUAGAGCUGGCAAUACUCGGAGAUCAAUAAGGCCGAUGCUGGCAUUGCUUAACAUAGUGUUUGCUUUCGCCUUGUCUGUUACCCAGGAGCACUCACCAGAGACAUACUACCGCCAGACCUUGGGUUUACUAGAUCCUGAAGCGCUUUGCGUGUCGAGCUCAAGGUUACUUCAGACGCUUUUGCUCCUGGCUCUGUAUCAGCAGAACAGCCAACGUUCUACUGAAAGCUUGACAAUUCACUGUCUUUCAGUCAAAGUCGCCUAUCAAUUGGGACUUCAUGCUCCGAUUUCUUACAGUCAUAAUGUGCCUGAAGAAAAAGAGCUCAAAUCCCGGCUUUGGUUUGCCGUGGUGAAUCAGGAUAGAAUUGUUUCUUCCGCUCUCGGUCAGCCUUGUUUAAUACCUUCAUCCCACGUUCGUAUGGAACUUGUGGAACUGCUUUCUUCCAAGGGUUAUGUUGAUGACAUCGAUUCGUCCUAUCGCAAUAGCAUGGUAGAUCACUUCCGCGACCUAACAACUUUACAUCAGAUUAUGGGACGAGCCUUGGAGGAAGUUCACGAUUCUAACAUGAGUCCUGUGACUCCUCUCAGCCUACACGAGCUCUUGGAGAAGACAACCAAGCUUUCAUUAGAGAUGGGCCGUUGGCAGCAAAACGCCCUGCCAUCUAGAAUCCUGGAGACUAUCGCAGACCGCGAUGCCUGGUCGCCUGCUAACUUCAAAGCAUCUCGUCCCACAAUAUUGCUCGCGAUCUAUUAUUACCGAACGCAAUUGAUGACAUGCGGGCCUCUUCUCGUAGCCGUGCUGCGCUCAAUCACCAGGAAAUCACCAGAUUGCGAUUCAGAGCUCCUGCGAGAUAAUAUUGCCGCUAUACUUAAAACCGAUUUCCAGCAUGUAUUAGAGCUCCACCGACUGAUCAGCGACAUUUUACAAAGGCAAGAACCAUUCUUUCGAGAGAAUGCGAUCUGGUGGACUUGCAACUAUUGUGCUUUAACAACCACAUUGCACGUUUUCGGUUUCUGGCUUGCCUCGGGAUGCCAAGGCGCAGAAUUCAUCACGAAACAAGUCUCGUCUGUGAACUCAAUGGAUGAGUUGUUGAAUGAGUGUCUGGGCACUUUGAAGGCAAUAGGUGUGGCAAGUGCUAUGAGUAUCAACGCAUAUCGCCGUAUAUUUCGAUAUGUUCAGCUGUUAAGAGGAAUGUCACUAGGGCCAGGCGAUAAAGCAGCAGAACUCGAGCCAUCGGACACGAUCCCAGUGGGUGCACGGGAGAUUCCAAGCGGUCAAACACUACCAACAGUGGGGAAUGGCAGUACGAGCGGGCCCAGUCUCAUCUUGGAUGAUAGCAUCGAUUUCUUUACGCAGGUCAACGAAAAUGACCUAAUUUAUGGGAACUGGUUAGGGCCAAACUUUGGGCCAAACGAAUUUGAUGUACUAGGGUUCAUUUAA
Molecule: messenger RNA, 3129 nt
Organism: Fusarium odoratissimum NRRL 54006
Lineage: Eukaryota; Fungi; Ascomycota; Sordariomycetes; Hypocreales; Nectriaceae
Exons: 8
Coding region: 1-3129 (1042 amino acids)
Biological process (GO): DNA-templated transcription; positive regulation of transcription from RNA polymerase II promoter by galactose
Cellular component (GO): nucleus
Molecular function (GO): zinc ion binding; RNA polymerase II cis-regulatory region sequence-specific DNA binding; DNA-binding transcription factor activity, RNA polymerase II-specific
Source: RefSeq, a predicted model, not a curated record